AUUGUGACACAUUCAGGGACACAACCUUUCUCUGUCCCAGUCGCGCGUGCUUCUCCUGGGACACCAGUAGGUUUAACUGCAGGGGGACAGGAUGUCCCCGUUUCAUCCACCUCUCGACGGACUGUAGCCGGGCAUGGGGACGCUCUGGUCUCGGAGCGACAGCAGCCUGCUGCUUCUCCCGGAGACGGAGACCUCCGAGCGGCGAGCAGAAGACGGACACUCGGAUGACGACUCUCUGGACGGGUUCCACCGGAGAGAGGACAUCGCUCAGUUCCCGUACGUGGAGUUCACGGGCAGGGACAGCAUAACAUGUCCAACAUGUCAGGGGACUGGACGGAUCCCUUCAGAGCAGGUUAACGAGCUGGUUGCUCUCAUCCCGUACAGCGACCAAAGGCUGCAGCCACAGCACACGAAGCUGUAUGUGGUCUUGUCGGUCGUGCUCUGCCUUCUGGCCUCUUCUCUGGUCGCCUUCUUCCUCUUCCCCCGGUCGGUGGUGGUGGAGGAUGCCGGGUUGCGCUCGGUGACCGUGAGGUUUGACAACCCCAAUUCCAAGGUCCUGAUAAACAUGACGAGCACGCUAAUUUUCAGCAACCCGAACUUCUUCUCCGUGCUGGUGCAGAGCGUGAGCUGCCAGGUCCUCUACAUGAAGACGGUGAUCGGGACUCAGCAGCUGGACAAGCCCACCACCAUCCUGCCGCUGGGCGAGAGCCAGAUGAACUACACGGUGAGCUUGGCGAUCGGCAGCACCGCUCCUAACGUCUACGCCUUCUGCACGAUGCCCGUCAUCAGAGUCCACAACAUCGUCGUAUUUAUGCAAACCACCGUGAAAACCUCCUACAUGGUGCGAACGUCCCAGAACAGCCUGGAGGCGUAUCGCUACAUAGACUGUGGCUCCAACACCACGUACCCCCGCACAGACGGACGCGUCUCCCACAGCCCCGGCCUCGUGUGAGACGCCGCCUCCGGACGGGGACGACUCCGUCACCGGCUGCAAGAACAUGCUAA
Nematolebias whitei (Rio pearlfish) is the source of this 1005-nucleotide messenger RNA. RefSeq names its product transmembrane protein 106C (gene tmem106c). The transcript is spliced from 7 exons. The record is from RefSeq and is a predicted model, not a curated record. NCBI's taxonomy places the organism in Eukaryota, Metazoa, Chordata, Actinopteri, Cyprinodontiformes, Rivulidae. The coding region runs from base 134 to 952 and encodes 272 amino acids.